AUGCCCGCGCCGCGAGCCGUCGCUGUUUGGGCGAGAUUGAUCCCCGCGCCUCUUUAUCCCCUCCAAGAGAUUGAUUUACGAAGUAGGCACCUCAAAGUUGACCUACGCACGACAUAUGUCGGCUACUCGGGAAAAAAGAAAGCAUGGCUAUCUUACCAAACUCAACUUCAUGCGAAACUUGCACAAGCGUGGUCCACGUCACAGAGUACGCGACUCAUCGCACGCACUCCUUCACGGCCCAGACAUGGCCAAAGGAUUGGACCUUUCCAUGGUUCUCCCCCCUUCCGCCAGCGAGUGAGCGAAAUCAAGCAAGACCUCGCAGACUAA
Molecule: messenger RNA, 327 nt
Organism: Colletotrichum lupini
Lineage: Eukaryota; Fungi; Ascomycota; Sordariomycetes; Glomerellales; Glomerellaceae
Exons: 1
Coding region: 1-327 (108 amino acids)
Source: RefSeq, a predicted model, not a curated record